Molecule: messenger RNA, 945 nt
Organism: Coccomyxa subellipsoidea C-169
Lineage: Eukaryota; Viridiplantae; Chlorophyta; Trebouxiophyceae; Coccomyxaceae
Product: putative AX110P protein
Exons: 8
Coding region: 1-945 (314 amino acids)
Molecular function (GO): nucleotide binding
Source: RefSeq, a predicted model, not a curated record
AUGUCAGGACAGGAGGAUAAGAUUGAGGUGGUAGCUGUGGGCAGUCGAACAUUAGCAAAGUCGGAGGCCUUCAUCAAGGAGGUCGAGGGGGCUCAAGACGCAACACCAUAUGGAAGUUAUGAGGAGGUCCUAGAUGAUCCACGAGUCAUUGCCGUCUACAUCCCCCUACCAACCUCCAUGCACGUCCAAUGGGUGGAGGCAGCUGCGGCAAAGGGGAAGCACAUACUGCUUGAGAAGCCCAUUGCCAUGACGAAUGAAGAUGCGGAUACCAUGGUGAAGGCCUGCGCAGACGCCGGUGUGCAGCUCAUGGAUGGCACCAUGUGGAUGCACAAUCCACGGGCAUCGCUCAUGCGCUCUGUGCUGGACGAUGCAAGGGCGGUGGGCCUGCUGAGGACCACGGAGUCUUUUCUAAGGGGAGACAUCCGGAUGUCAAAGGAGCUGGAUGGGCUUGGCUGUUUGGGUGACAUGGGCUGGUACAAUGUGAGGGCGACACUGUGGGCAUAUGACUUUGAGCUACCACAGUAUGUGCAGGCCUGCCCAGGGUAUAUCUUCACAAAAGGGGAUGUUCCUCUGUACAUUGCGGCCACGCUCGUAUGGACACAAGGGCGCAGGGCUCACAUUGAGGUGGCUGGCACCAGCGGCGCGAUCAGGCUAGAGGACUUUGUCAUCCCUCGCACCGAGAAGGUGUCACAGUUCCAGGUCAGGGAUGGCAAAUUCCUAGAGGACAACGCCACCAGGGUCGCUCAGAGCGCAGAGGAGCGCACGGUGCACCUGGAUCGGCCGCAGGAGACGCUGAUGUGGGAAGCGUUUGGGCGCUGCAUAAAGAGCAUCAGGGCAGGGGGCAGCCCAGACAAGCACUGGCCCAGGAUCGCCACGCUGACUCAGCAAGUGGUCCUCGCCAUCGAGCAGUCUGCCAGAAACGGCGGCAGUAAGGUGGAUUUGUGA